This is a messenger RNA of Caenorhabditis briggsae, 222 nucleotides long. The transcript has 2 exons. The record is from RefSeq and is a predicted model, not a curated record. Bases 1 to 222 code for a protein of 73 amino acids. NCBI's taxonomy places the organism in Eukaryota, Metazoa, Nematoda, Chromadorea, Rhabditida, Rhabditidae.
AUGUCCUUUGUGUCUGAUAAACUUCAUUUUCGAGACGCAGGCACAUCCAAUGCGCUCGCCUCUUCAACACAUACCCACUGCCCCGACUCAAUUUUAUCGAUUUUCAAUUUGGUCGCUGUGCCACCACCCUCUACCUCUCUUACUCCACAAUCCCUAUUCUAUCUCCUCUCGUUCUCCUCUUUUCGGCCGCUUUUCCCUUCAACACCCUUCCGUCGAAUCUAG